This is a messenger RNA of Closterium sp. Naga37s-1, 3999 nucleotides long. The record is from the annotation of a GenBank genome assembly. NCBI's taxonomy places the organism in Eukaryota, Viridiplantae, Streptophyta, Zygnematophyceae, Desmidiales, Closteriaceae.
AUGUCCUGGUUACUGAAUUCUCUCGUCGGCAGUCCGCGAGCCGACGACGACGACGACGACGAAGUUGACGAAGAGAACGACGACACUCUCCUUCCUGCCGCCGGCUCCUCCGACAAUCCCGACAGCCCCGACAGCGCAGCGCGGGAUGCGGCGGCAGCGGCGGGGGUGCGCGACGACCUCACGGAGCUGCAGCAGUCGCUCACCAAGCACUGGCGGGGCGUCGCCUCCUUCCUCACAGGCGAACCCCGCCGGGUCCCCUCCGCUCCCCCGCCCGUCGCCUCCGCUUCCGCUUCCGCUUCCGCUUCCGCUUCCGCCGCAGCCUCCGCCUCCGCGAACGACGCGGCGUCGCUAGACCCGCCGGCGCCGCUGUCGCCUGAGGAGACGGCGGGGCUGUCGCGCGACGAGGUGCGCGCGCUGCGAUGGCGGCAGGAGUUGUCGCGGCAGGCGGAAAAGGACAAGGACAAGGAGAAAGGCAAAGCCGGCGCCGCCGCUGCUGCGCCGCCGCCAGGCCGGGGGGGUGCCGCGGAAGAUGCGCAAGGGGCGGGUGAGGGGGGAGCGGAGGGGGAGGAAUCGGAGGAGGAUGCGAGCGCGCGCCACGCGCGGCUGUCGGGGGUGCGCGAGGACUUGGCGGAGCUGUCGCAGCGCGUGAAGCGCGGGCUGACGUCCGUGAUCCGCGUGGUGACGGGCGACGACGCCGCCGCCGGCGCCGGCAAGGGCGCGCGAGCAGGCGGACGAGGAAAAGCGCGGCGGGGCGAAGAAGACGACGACAGCGAUGGAGCGGAAGAGGAUGAGGGAGGAGAAGAGGAGGAGGAGGACGAGGAGGAAGAGGGGGACGAGGGGGAGGAGGAGGAGGACGGGGGCGAGACGCUGUUAGAGGCGGCGCAGGAGGACAUCAAAGCCAUCUCCAGCACCCUCGCCACCGGCAUCACGGGCGUCGGCCGCCUCGCGUCGCGCCUCUUCGCCGCCACCGACGCGCAGCUCGGCCGCGCGGAGGGCUCCGGCGGAGACGGGGAGCACGCGGAGGGCGCGGGCGCGGGGAUGGGGGAGGGGGAGGAGUUCGGGGAGGCGGAGGUGGCGGUGGGCGUGACGGCGGACGUGGUGCAGUUCGCGCAGAACCUGUCGGGGCAUCCCGAGACGUGGAUCGAGUUCCCUCUGCCAGACGAGGAGGACGAGGAGGAAGACUUCGAGGUGGCGGGGUCGCAGGAGGAGCACAUAGAGGCGGUGGAGGCGAGGGUGCCGCGGCUGGUGGCGCUGCGCAUGGAGCUCACCCCGCAGCACCUCAGCGAGCGCCGCUUCUGGAAGAUCUACUUCGUGCUGCUGCACUCCCGCAUCCCGCCCGCUGCUGCCAAUCUCCUCUCCACGCCCCCCAUCCUGAGAGCCAGGGACCAGGUAUUGGCAGCGCUACGCCAGCAGUCUGCAGCAGGCACGGCAGGAGACUCGCCCUCCCCAUCCCCUUCCGCUGAUGCUGCUCCCACCGCUGCUGAUGCUGCUGCUGGUCAAGGGGCAGAGGGGGUUAAGGCAGGGAGUGCACUGCACCAGGUGGGAGAGGAGGGAAAAAAGGGGGCGGGUGAGGCAGCCGGGAGCAGUGCUGACGUGGCAGCAGCAGUCGCAGGUGUGAGGGAUGAGGAUGUGGAUGAUGAUUGGCUGGAGGAGGAGAGUGGAGGGGUGCUGGGUGGUGGAGGGGGAGGGGGGGCAGUGGGAGGAGGAGCAGGAGGGGUGGAUGAUGGGGAGGAUGUGUCUUUCAGUGACUUGGAGGACGAGGAUGAGGAGGGGGAGAAGGCUAAGGUAGACAGUAGCAGGGUGCAAGCGGGAAGCAGCGAAGCAGCAGCAGCGACAGCAGCAGAAGCAGGAGCAGCUGGAGCAGGGGACGGGAUUGAUGAUCUUGAUGAUGAUCUGGAUGGUGAUUUGGAUGGUGAUUUGGAUGGUGAUUUGGAUGGUGAUUUGGAUGGUGAAGAUGACACUGAGGGAGAGAAUGUGGCUGCUGUUGCUGCAGGUGAGGGGGCGAGCGCUGAUGGCAGCAGUGCUGUGCAGGGCGAGCAGACACAAGGCCCUGCAGGGGCAACAGCUGCGGCUGAUACUGCUGCUCAUACUGCUGCGGCUGCUGAAGAGGCAGGGGAUAAAGACAGUGUUGUUGCGAGUGGGGGAGGUGCGGGGGAGGAGGCGGGCAAGGAGGCGGGGAAGGAGGCGGGGAAGGGAGGGGCAACGGAGUGGGAGAGGAGGAUAUUGCUUGAUGCUGCUGCUGUUGCUGUGCCUUUCGAAUCAAGGUGGUUCUUUGUCGGCCUUGCACUGGACCAUUUAUUUGUAUGGGUGGGUAGUGGUGCUCCCCUUGCUACCUCGUCUUCCCUGGCGCUGCUGUGGGCGUACGACCCAGCAGCGCAGCGGUGGUACAGCCACGGGUGCCUGCCGCCCAUGCGCGGCAUCUGCCACUCCUCCACGCUGCUCGCCCUGGGGCCCUGCCUCCUGCUGCUCGGGGGAUCCUGUAGCUCCGCCUGCUGCACGCCGGGAGGAGGCGUGUGCGGCCCAUCGAGGGCAGUGUGGCGUUACAACGUGGUAAUCGGCAAGGCGCGGCGGCUAGCGGACAUGACAUGCCCGCGCUUCAACUUCGCUGCUGCCGUGCUGCCCUCCUCCGGGCGCAUCAUCGUGGCCGGCGGCACUGGCAUCACCACUGCUGCUGCUGCUACUGAUACCGCACCCACUGCCCUUAGUACCGAUAGUGGCAGCAGUGAUGGUAGCGGGGGGGAGGCGAGGGAGUGGGCAGUGGUGGGUGACAACGCACUGCAGGCAGCAGAGCUAUACGACCCCACCACCAACCGCUGGCUGCCCCUGCCCGCGCUGCCCCACCCCACUCGCUCCGCGCAGGGCCUCGUGCUGGCGGAUGAAAGCUUCUGGGUGGUUUCCACCUCGUCCCUGUGCGCCACACGGACAUUGUCUGCUCAGGUGCUGGACGCGCCUGCACUGGCUGCUGCUGUUGCUGCUGCUCUGGGGGGGACGGAGCGUGGCAGGAGGGGGAGUAAGGAAGGCUGGGGAGGAAGGAGGGAAGGGCACGGGACAGGGGAUGUGAGCACGGGGAGGGCGAGUGGUGAGGUUGAGAGAGGAGGCAGUGGGACGCACUCGUGGGGUUGCACGUCCCCUUCCCCUGCAUGGCGUGUGGUGCCUAGUAUGCUACCAAGCAACGUGGCAGGGCUGGUGGCCACGCGGGUGACCACAGCCAAUGGGCAGCUUGUUCUCACCAACCACGUGGCCCCCAUGUGCCACCACGUGCUACAGUACCUGCCUCAUACCAACUCCUGGCGGGACGCUGGGAAGCUUCCUGUGUGCGGGUUCCGGGGAUUUGGGGUGGUGGGAGUGAAUGGGCGACUGCUGGUGGAGGGGGGCGUCGAGGCGGCAGGGGUUGAUGGAGGAGUGGGGUUGGAUCCUGGAAGGUUCCUGCAGCGAACACCGUAUGUGAAUGUUUUCCAGCCUAGGAUGUGGGGCGUGCAGGAAGGGGAGGAGGUGAGGCAUGAGCGGGGCAGGGGAGGGGGGGAGUCUGUGAGAAGCAGUGGAGGGGAUGGAAGGGGCCAUGGGGUUAGGCAAGGAGGCGAUGAGGCGCAAAGAGGCAUAGACGGUCAUGGCAUACUGGCAAUGGAACUUCGUGCUGACCCAGCAAUGGGGCUUCUGGGGAGGGGAAUGGCUGAGAACGAGACGAGCAGGCAGAGUGUCAGCCACUCGUACCAAGGGGACAUUGGCGGAGCAGAGGGGCCUGUGUGGAGAAGUGAAGCGGGGCAAGCGGGUAUCAGAGAGAAUGCUAGUACCAACAUGCAUGCACCUGCACAUGAGCAGCAGGGGAAUGGAAUACCAGCACCUGCGGGUGGGCAUGGAGAUGGAGAGGGUGUGGAAGGUGUGGAAGGCGGUGCAGGCAGUGAGGUUGUGUUGCAGGAGGCAGUGUGGAGGCCCGUGCGGCCGUUUGGCAACGCGGGUGUUCCUCGCGUGUGCCAGUGGUGCGUAGUGUCCACGCUUUAG